Diospyros lotus (date-plum) is the source of this 2233-nucleotide messenger RNA. Its product is annotated as heat stress transcription factor A-4c-like. The coding region runs from base 776 to 1981 and encodes 401 amino acids. The transcript is spliced from 3 exons. Gene Ontology annotation, molecular function: RNA polymerase II cis-regulatory region sequence-specific DNA binding; DNA-binding transcription factor activity. Lineage: Eukaryota; Viridiplantae; Streptophyta; Magnoliopsida; Ericales; Ebenaceae. Gene Ontology annotation, biological process: regulation of transcription by RNA polymerase II. The record is from RefSeq and is a predicted model, not a curated record. Gene Ontology annotation, cellular component: nucleus.
GUUGCGGUGAUAUUCUUGUAGAGCCUGGAAAAGAAGUUUUAAGGUUUCUUUUUUAUUUUGUUUUUCUAUUUUUUGAAAUUUGGGUUCCGCUUUUGUAAAACCAUAGAGAAACCUCAAGAAUUCGAUUCACACUGAUCCCAAUACGGCAGGGUUGAAGCUUCCACGCCUUAAUUUCUCUCUCAGUCUCAGAAGGGACUGUUUCGUGAAGACCUUUUGCUGGAUUGAUUUUGAAUGGGAAAUGUUUUUCCUUUUGGGUAACCUUUUUCACGGCGGAUAUAGAGUGAUUUGGCCUAGAAAAAGGUUCUGAUUCUGUUGACUUUUGUGAGAAUUGCGACUAGUAAUAAAGGAUUUGUGGAUUUAAUUGGGGAGCUUGAGUAUAUGAGGAGAUUCAUGAGUUGUUUUAGUGAAUUUGGAUAUAAGGGCGUUGACGAUUUUCAGCAGUUUAUGUGGAAUUGAGCCAUAUGGAGAGGAGUGUGUUGUUUCCUGGAUAUUCAUGAUAUGUAUCUUGAGAAUUUGAUUAUUCUCUGCACUUUCUGAUCAUUUUGGUAAUAUACUCAAACUUGGGUAUAUGAUUGUUCUGAGCAACAUUUGAAUGUUGUGGUAUUUCUGUAUCAAAGCAUUCUCUGGGAAGUUGUUGGAAGGUAAAAAAGAUUCAAAUUUAUACGGAUUGUGAAACUUGAGGAAUGAAGUCAACGACUUGCAUGCUGGUUCGGUCCUGGAGGUGGUUGGUCUGCUUUUGGUUCUGAAUUGAAAGUUGUUCUGGUUUUGAUAUUCAAUGGAUGAUCAAUGCAGUUCAAGUGCGCUGCCUCCUUUCCUCGCCAAGACUUAUGAGAUGGUGGAUGGUCCUUCCACUGACUCCAUUGUCUCCUGGAGUCAAAGUGGCAAAAGCUUUGUUGUGCGGAAUCCACUAGAAUUUGGAAGAGAUGUGCUACCCAGAUACUUCAAGCACAAUAACUUCUCAAGCUUUAUAAGGCAGCUCAACACAUAUGGUUUUAGGAAAAUUGAUCCAGAACAGUGGGAAUUUGCAAAUGAGGGUUUUAUAAGAGGGCAGCCAGAGCUUUUGAAGAACAUUCACAGACGCAAGCCAGUUCACAGUCAUUCCUCCCAAAACAACCAAGGGCAAGGAAGCUGUUCUUCAUUAACUGAAUCAGAAAGACAGGGGUACAAGGAUGAAAUUGAGAGGCUAAAAUGUGAUAAAGAAUCACUUAUUUUGGAGUUACAGAGGCAUAAACAGGAGGAACAAUGUAUUGAUCUGCAAAUACGCUUUUUGACUGAAUCUUUUCGGCAUGUGGACCAAUUGCACAAAAAUAUGUUUUCUUCUCUGGCUCACACCUUGCAGAAACCAGGGGUUGUAUUUGAUUUUGUGCCAGUGUCAGAUGCACAUGAAAGAAAGAGAAGGCUGCUGACAAACAAUUAUUUACAUGACAAAGGAAGCGGUGGAGAUAUUCAAAUUGGAACUUCUCAAAUGGUGACCGGUGAAAACUCAAGUGCUAAUUCCUUUUCAAUGUUAAACAAGGAGUUGUUUGAGCAGUUGGAGUCUUCCUUGAAGUUUUGGGAAAAUGUAAUACAUGAUAUUGGUCAAGCUUCCAUGCAACAAACAUCAAUCUUGGAGGUGGACAAAUCUAAAGAUUGUGCAGGUAGUCCAUCUUGCAUGGAGUUUAAUGUUAAUUUUGGGUCCAAAACUUCUGGAAUAGACAUGAAUUCUGAGCCUGCUGCUCCUGUACUCCCUGAGGUUGCUGCUUUAGAAGACAAGGCAGAUAAACCUGUAACCACUGUACCAUCUGGUGUCAAUGAUAUGUUCUGGGAACAGUUUCUGACUGAGAAUCCUGGUUCUACUGAUGCUAAAGAAGAUCAAUCAGACGAGAAAGACCUUGAUGGCAGAAAGAGCGACAGUGAUCAUGGAAAAUUUUGGUUGAAUAUAAGAAGUGUAAAUUAUCUUGCAGAGCAGUUGGGACAGCUUAAGCCAGCACAAGGAACUUGAUGGUAGUAGGUUUACUUGGGCUUUUCUUUUUACUCAUAAAUUCUCACGGGGGGGUGUAAAUUUACUGACUUCUGGUUUUAUCAACUAUAAAGUCUCACUGAUGUUGUAUUAUAAUCUUUUCUAGUAUAUUAUGAUACUAGAUUGCAUGAUAUUUUCACCAACAAUAAUCUUUAGUUUUUAUAGUGGUUCACUGAUUGUUGAAUUUAGUUAUUCUAUUUAACCUGCAUGAACCUUUGCGUUAACAUUGCCCAC